AUGUCCCAUUCUGCUACGCCAAGCUGCAUCGUCGACGGAAACAAGAAGUUUCGCAUAUUCUCGGGUAACUUCGCGUGCGGUAUCGCGCUGGAGAACCUGGUGGUGCAGCACGCGCUCAACGGCGUGCACGUGGGCGCCUGCCAAUUCGCUGCGCGCCGAGUCACCUUCCAGCACAAUGUGGCUGAUAAAAGCUCCACGGGAGGGGCCGUUUUCAACUCACGGGACAGCUCACCCACUGCUGGCUCGCCCCUCCAGUUCACUACCUGCUUCUUUCUCAACAAUACCGCGACCGGGAAUGGAGGAGUUAUCAACGUCGGAAGGGACCCCACGGGAGGCCCGGAUGUGAAGAUUGCUAAGUGCACUUUUAGUAAAAACUCGGCGGGAGGCAGCGGAGGCGCGAUUUAUUCCGAAGGGAGUGAGCUUUACCUGCGCCAGUCGACCUUCUCGCAGAACACCGCUGCUCGUGGCGGCGGUGCCAUCCUCACCACAAGCCCAAUCCUCACCUCCAUUGGCACCCGAUUCUCCGCCAACACGGUGAAAAACGGGCGGGGCGGAGCCAUCUCCAUGCAAGCACAGGCCGCGGUGGUGCAAUUCUGCAACUCCAACUUCCGGAGAAACAAAGCGCCGGUGUAUCCUGUGUCGAAUGACAUGAACGCCGGGACGAGUGACGGCACGGUUACAGCGUGUGGGAGCACCGGGCCCAGGCGGAUUCGGAAAACGCCUGCUCUGAAGGAAGUCCAGAGCUGCAGUGGUUGCACUGGCUGCUCUAACGACUGCAACGGUCACGGCACCUGUGCUCUAGACGCAGAUCUCAACCCCUACUGCAAGUGCCAGAACCAGUUCGACCCUGCCAAAGCCUGCACUGCCUGCAAGCUGGGAUACACGAUGGAGUCCAAAUGCGUUGCCUGUGCCCCGGGGUUCUUUUCGGGCCAGAAGGGGCGCUGCACCGUGUGUGGCACCGUUGAUAAGGUGCGUGGCAGGGGGGAUAAGGUGGGUGGCAGGGGGGAUAAGGUGGGUGGCAGGGGGGAUAAGGUGGGUGGCAGGGGGGACAAGGUGGGUGGCAGGGGGGACAAGGUGGGUGGCAGGGGGGACAAGGUGGGUGGCAGGGGGGACAAGGUGGGUGGCAGGGGGGACAAGGUGGGUGGCAGGGGGGACAAGGUGGGUGGCAGGGGGGACAAGGUGGGUGGCAGGGGGGACAAGGUGGGUGGCAGGGGGGACAAGGUGGGUGGCAGGGGGGACAAGGUGGCUGGGACUUCCAUUUGCAGGCAGUGGGAGAGUGUGUCUGUGAGAGCGAGGACGAGGAGCACUGUGUGCAAGCUGGGAUACACGAUGGAGUCCAAAUGCGUGGCCUGUGCCGAGGGGUUUUUUUCGGGCCAGAAGGGGCGCUGCACCGUGUGUGGCAGCGUGGAUAAGGUGGGUGGCUGUGAGAAUAGGGCGUGUAGCUGA
Closterium sp. Naga37s-1 is the source of this 1446-nucleotide messenger RNA. The record is from the annotation of a GenBank genome assembly. NCBI's taxonomy places the organism in Eukaryota, Viridiplantae, Streptophyta, Zygnematophyceae, Desmidiales, Closteriaceae.